Molecule: messenger RNA, 1661 nt
Organism: Xenopus laevis (African clawed frog)
Lineage: Eukaryota; Metazoa; Chordata; Amphibia; Anura; Pipidae
Gene: coq5.L
Product: coenzyme Q5, methyltransferase L homeolog
Biological process (GO): ubiquinone biosynthetic process
Cellular component (GO): mitochondrial inner membrane; extrinsic component of mitochondrial inner membrane
Molecular function (GO): 2-methoxy-6-polyprenyl-1,4-benzoquinol methyltransferase activity; methyltransferase activity
Source: RefSeq, marked provisional
GCAGACUUGGUUUGCGGCAAGGUCGUGAGUUUCAGGAUGGCGCACAUGAGAUCUGUUCUCCGGGGUCGCCUCUGUGGGAUGAGGGAGAUAUUGAGGUGCCAAAAAGCAUCUUAUACGGAAGCCUCCAGGAAGGAGACUCACUUCGGUUUCCAGGCAGUGUCUGAGGAGGAGAAGAGGGAGAGAGUUUACAAAGUGUUUGAGAAUGUUGCUCAUAAUUAUGAUAUUAUGAAUGAUGCCAUGAGCCUGGGAGUGCACCGGUUUUGGAAGGACUGGCUGUUGCAGCUUAUGAAACCUACACCAGGGAUGCAGCUACUGGAUAUGGCUGGAGGAACAGGUGAUAUUUCAUUUCGUUUUAUUAAUUAUAUUCGCGCUCAGAGAGAAAAGUGGAUUCGUCAAGAGUUGAAAUUCCAACAGGAUCUUUCCUGGCCAGACAUCUCAAAGACUUAUCAGAACAAAGAAGAAGGCUCUUUGAUGGGAUCCCGAGCUGUAAUAUGUGAUAUAAACAAAGAAAUGCUUAAGGUUGGUCUGCAGAAGUCACUCAGGCUGGGCUAUUCUGAAGGACUGUCCUGGGUAGCAGGUGAUGCCGAAGAGCUGCCAUUUGGUGAUGAUAAGUUUGAUGUUUAUACCAUUGCCUUUGGCAUUCGAAAUGUGACCCAUAUAGAGCAGGCAUUGCAGGAAGCCUAUCGUGUACUUAAACCUGGAGGAAGGUUCUUAUGCCUUGAAUUCAGUCAUGUCAACAACCCACUUCUCUCCAAGAUAUAUGAUGUAUACAGUUUUCAAGUGAUUCCAGUGCUUGGAGAAGUCAUUGCCAAAGACUGGAAAUCUUACCAGUACCUUGUAGAGAGCAUCAGGCGCUUCCCAUCUCAGGAGGAGUUUAAGGCCAUGAUAGAAGAUGCUGGCUUUUCCAAGGUGAACUAUCACAAUCUGACAUCUGGUGUUGUCGCAGUGCACUCGGGCUUCAAAUUAUAAAUCAAACACACUAUAAAGCACACAGAGAACUAGAAUAAACUCAUGAAAACCUGCAAUUGAUGUAAACUAAAUUCGUUUACAUUUUCACGAAUGAAGCCACUUUGAGUGUGGAUGCUGUUUAUGUGGUUUAGUUCUCGAAACGUCCGAGUACAAUCAGAGACUUCAGAGUUGCUGUUUGCAGGAUGGGCUCUCCCAUUAUCACAAUCAAAGGAAAACAUGACGGAUUCCUAAGUCAUUCUUGGCAGUGGAAACUGAAUACUAAGCAUGUCUAAAACACUCGUUCUUUAAGUAAAAUUAUUUUUGCAAAAUUGUUCCUCAGUUGAAAACGGUUUAAAAAAAAAAGAAUACAGCCAAUCAGUGUGAUACAACAGCAAAGUUGCUUAAGUGGCCUCUUUGUAUUAUUAAAUAUUGCUGGGGUAAACUAAAGAACCACUGACAUAAACUUACACUUGUCUAGCAAGAGCUUGAUAAAGCUGAGAUUCCAAAAGGAGGCAGUGAAAUGUAUGUAUACCAUUUAAACCUGUGAAAGUGCUAAGGCAACUGGAAUGUAAACAUAUGGACUUGUGUUACUUGGACAUGUAAUUAAUUGUGUGAUCUGUGAGUGAAGUACAUACGAAAUUGGCUCGAUAAAGAGAAUUGAUGCUCCUGAAAUAUUGCUUUUAAUAAAAUUUAUAAAGAAAGAAAAAUGACAA